AUGGCAAUGGCUUCUAAUCGUAGUCCUGGUAGUCUGUAUUCGAACUCAGUUGGAAAUGAUAAUAGUCCUUCAAAUCCCACAAAUCUUUCUCUGUCCUCGUCUUCUCGCGGUGUUACCUUGGACCCUUCGGAAUUUCCUCCAAUUUUAACUUCGACUGGGCGGAGUGGGAAUGCCUCAACAACCUUUCACUCCUCGGCAAGUCAGCCUCCGUUACGAAACUAUGUUUCCAUUAUGUCCAAGGGGUCAUCAAACAUUGAUCAAAGCUUAAGUCAAAUGAAUCAACAAUUUAAUCAUUCCUCAAAUAGUCAGGCAGCUCCUUUAGAAUUUUCUAAACAAGAUUUCCCCGCUUUGCCUGGUUCACACCAGCCUACGACUAGUACAACAACAACAGUAUCAACGACGAGUGCCUUAACUGUUAAUUCAACAUCUGCUACUCAUCGUUCUUUGUCAGCCAGUUCUGUGACACAAACUCCUGCUUCUACAAAUUCUCGACGGUUAUUUAGCCACACACCCAAUCAGGUUAUGGCACAAUCAUCAAGCCCGAACCAGCCAAGCUAUUCAAAUGUUCCUUCUAAAUCUGUCGGUGCUUCAAAUGGCAUACAGCUACUGCCUAAUCAUUUAGUUACAAAUAUUCCUAAAAAUAUGAUUUGUGAUCAGUUUGGAAUGUUGGGUUUAUUAAAACUCAUUCGAGUGGGUGAUUAUGAUGCAACAUUGAAUAUGUUAGCUCCUGGAUUGGAUUUAUCUUCAUUGCAUAAUAACUGGCAAACAUCUGGUGAACUUCACACUUCUCUGGUUUCACCAUGUCAUGACUCAUGUUUUGGACGACCGCAUGAUAUGGACUAUCCUGUCCCUCCAGAGUAUCUGAUACGACAUUUAAUUACUGAUCGUUUACCUGAUCCGCCAAUGAAUCAAUUAUCCGAGGAAACAUUGUUUUGGUUAUUUUAUAAUUGUUGUCGAGAAGAAGCACAAUUAGUUGUAGCCAAAGAACUAUAUCAACGUGAAUGGCGGUUUCAUAAAAAAGAACAAAUAUGGCUUACACGUAUAGUUGGAGCAAAUUUUACAUCGGAUAAUAAUUCUGAACAAGGUGAUUAUUAUUUUUGGGAUCCACUCAAAGCACAAAAAUCAACUCAUCAAAUGACUAUUUUGUAUUCUGAUCUUGACAACGCGCCAGCAGCAUUUCGUCUUAGUUCAGGCACAUUAAGCGCCUUUGUCAGUAUUGGUUUACCCGGUGGUCCUCAUGGUGCUGGUAAUGUUCAGCCUCAUCCUCCUCCUCCUGCUCCUCCUGCUGCUGCUCCACCAUUACCAACACAACAGCAUCAGCAGCAACAACAACAGUUGGUUACAUAUCAACAAUCGCGUCAACUACAACACCAACAGCAGCAACAACAACAGAGCCAACAAACAUUUUCGCAUACACAUCAUCAAACACUUAUGAAUAAUAAUAAUAUUAAUAAUACUGUUAAUAAUAAUACAUCUGGAUCAAUAAUUCCGUAUACGGCUAACUCACUUACUACUGGAUCGCCAUCAAUGAUGAAUUCAUCGAAUGCAGCAGCAACAUUGGCUAGUCUUUUCAACACUCGACAACAACAUCAACAGCAACAACAACCAUUGAAACCGCUACAACAACAACAGCAGCAACAACUCAACUCGAAUGUGAAUUAUUUUCCACCAUCGCAUAAUCGAACAAGUGGUGGUGUUGGUGUUGGCAGUGGUGGUCCUGUUAAUUCUUUAUUUACAAAUAGAUCUAUGCCAGCUUCAAUUCCUGUUGUAACCAAUGCAAUUAUCGCUACAUCAGAGACUACUACUACGUCAUCAAGUGUGAAUUCAAAUUUUAAUCGUCUACCACCACCUAAUGCAUCGAUGGUCAAUAAUGAGAAUAAUAUUAAUAAUAACAAUAAUGAGAAUGUCAAUCAAGGCGUCUUUGAUGGUUCACAAAUUUAA
Trichobilharzia regenti is the source of this 1941-nucleotide messenger RNA. The record is from the annotation of a GenBank genome assembly. NCBI's taxonomy places the organism in Eukaryota, Metazoa, Platyhelminthes, Trematoda, Strigeidida, Schistosomatidae.